Molecule: messenger RNA, 1479 nt
Organism: Camelina sativa (false flax)
Lineage: Eukaryota; Viridiplantae; Streptophyta; Magnoliopsida; Brassicales; Brassicaceae
Source: RefSeq, a predicted model, not a curated record
AUGGUAACCAAGGAUUUGAAUGCUGAGCAAGGAAUAAUGAUGAUUUCAGCCCAAGUUAGUGCCAUCAUUCAGAACAAGAUCCCAGAAAAGCUACCUGAUCUAGGUACUUUUGUUCUUGACUUUACAAUAUUUAGUGAAAGGUUUGCUAGAUCUUUGUGUGAUCUUGGUUCUAGUGUCAAUUUAAUGCCUAGAUCAGUAGCACUCAGCCUUGGGAUGACAAAUUUCCAACCCACCAAGAUUACUCUUAUACUUGCUGACCGAUCAGUUCGCAUUCCUGAUGGUAUUCUUGAAGAUGUUCCAAUUAAGAUUGGUAACUGUUUGAUACCUAUUGAUUUUGUGGUCUUGAAGUAUGAAGAGGAGCCUAAGGAUCCUUUAAUCUUGGGAAGAUCAUUCUUAGCUACUGCUGGGGCUAUUAUUGAUGUCAAGAGAGGACAAAUUGGUCUUAAUGUUGGAGAUUUGCAGAUGCGCUUUGACAUGGAUAAGCUGGUUAAGAGGCCAACAAUAGAUGAAGCUGGUGCUCAAGAGGAAUUGGUUGGUACUUCUUCACAAGCUAAGAAAUUAUCAGAUUGGAGCCUUGAGAAAGCUCCAAAGCUUGAUCUCAAGCCACUUCCUACGGGGCUAAGGUAUGCAUUUCUAGGUGAAAAUUCUUCUUAUCCUGUUAUUGUUAAUGCUUCCUUAAACAACGCACAACUCACUUUACUGCUAAGCAAGCUGCGCAAGUUUCACAAGGCUCUUGGCUAUUCUCUUGAUGAUAUUGCAGGGAUUUCUCCAGACUUCAAAUGGGUUAGUCCAGUUCAUAUUGUUCCUAAGAAGGGUGGGGUUACAGUGGUGAAGAAUGACAAGAAUGAGCUGAUUCUGACACCGACAAUCACCGGACACCGGAUGUGCAUAGAUUACAGAAAGCUGAAUGUCGCGACACGGAAAGAUCACUUCUCGCUACCCUUCAUUGAUCAGAUGCUUGAGAGGUUAGCUAACUAUCCAUACUACUGCUUUUUGGAUGGUUACUCCGGGUUUUUCCAGAUUCUGAUUCACCUCGAUGACCAGGAGAAGACGACUUUCACUUGUCCAUAUGGUACUUUUGCAUACCGCAGAAUGCCUUUUGGUCUUUGUAAUACUCCUGCGACAUUUCAGAGAUGUAUGAUGUCCAUCUUUACAGACAUGAUUGAAGAUUACAUGGAGAUUUUCAUGGAUGAUUUUUCUGUUUAUGGGUCUUCAUUCAAGAGCUGUUUGGAUAAUCUCUGCAAAGUAUUAGCAAGAUGUGAAGAGAAGCACUUAGUUCUUAAUUGGGAGAAGUGCCAUUUUAUGGUUAGAGAUGGUAUAGUGCUUAGUCACAGGGUUUUAGAAGCUGGGUUCUACAGACGCUUCAUCAAGGAUUUCAGUAAGAUAGCUAGACUACUUUCAACUCUAUUAUGCAAGGAUGUCAAGUUUGAGUUCACUGAUGAAUGUCGUUUAGCUUUUGAACGGAUUAAGCAAGAGUAA